AGAAGAAAAAAGAGGAGGAGGAGGAGGAGGAGGAAAGAGAGAGCGCCGUAAAUUCUCGUCACUCCCGGCUCGAUCUCCAACCCGUCGAGUUCGUUCUCUUCUCGAACCGAUUCGAGCUGACUCCGCCGGAUUCGGCCCCGGGAGGCGCCAGUGAACUUCCCAGUCGCCGCGGCGUCCGAUUUGGUGCUGAUUUGGCGAGAUAACCCCCCGCCCUUACCCGUCUCUGUUUCAGGAUAAGAUGGCGGCGCCGCGCGGCGACUACGACGAGCAAGAUCGCCGGUCGAGAGGCACCGAGGUGUUCGUCGGCGGGCUGCCGCGGUCGGCGACGGAGGGUACGCUUCGGGAGGUGUUUUCUCCUUGUGGAGAGAUUGUUGACUUGCGAAUAAUGAAAGAUCAGAAUGGCAUGUCAAAGGGAUAUGGUUUUGUGCGAUUUGCAAAGAGGGAGUACGCUAAUAUUGCCAAAAGGCAAAAGAAUGGUAUAGAGCUUCAAGGAAAGAGGCUUGCUGUUGAUCUUUCACUGGAUCAAGAUACACUCUUCUUUGGAAAUCUUUGCAAAGAAUGGAGUUUAGAAGAAUUUGAGGAUUUGAUUCACAAGACAUUUAAAGAUGUUGUUUCAGUUGACCUUCCAAUGGCUUUGAACCCUAGUUCUUCAAGCAAAAGGCAUCAAAAUAGAGGCUUUGCAUUUGUGCGAUUUUCUUCUCAUGCAGCUGCAGCACGAGUAGUCCGCAUUGGUUCCAGAACAGAUUUUCUGCUCGGUGGUAUUUUGCAUCCUGCAAUAAAUUGGGCCGAGAAGGAGUCUCAUGUGGAUGCUGAUGAAAUGGCCAAGAUUAAGACCGCUUUUGUUGGGAAUCUACCAGAAAAUGUUAAUGAAGAUUAUUUGAAAAAGCUUUUUGAACAGUUUGGGGAGGUAGCACGUGUUGCUAUCUCAAGAAAAGGACAAUAUCCGGUUGGAUUUAUUCAGUUCUCCAGUCGUCCAGAGCUUGACAAUGCAAUAGAAGAAAUGGAUGGUAAAACAGUGAGAGGACCUGAUAGAGGACCAGCUUUCAAGAUCCAGGUGUCAGUUGCUCGACCUGCAGCUGAAAACGAUAAGAAGCGAACUCGUGAAGAAGUGAAAACUAGGAGCUCAAAUUUAUCAAGAGACAGGCCAGAUUAUUCUUAUGGAAGAUAUGGGCAUGAUUCACCUGAUCGUCGAACCAAAGCUCCAAGACCAUCUAAUGAUGUGGCUGAUAUCACUGACCCCUAUGAAUCAGCUGUUAUUUCACUACCGUCAGCUGUCAAGGAACUCUUACUUCGUAUUUUACGUCUUGGAAUCGGUACUCGUUAUGAUAUUGACAUCCAUUGCGUAAAGAGCCUCAAUGAUCUUCCUGAAUCAUCUGCUGUUGCCAUCCUUAAUCAGUUUUUGAUAUCAGGUGGAGAUAAACGUAAUAAAGGAGACUAUUUUGCUUCAUUAAUUUCUAAGCACCAGGCCGAGACCUUUGGCUUAGCACACUCAUUGCAUGGUGCUGCUUAUUUGCCCAGAAAUCCUGAAGUACAGAACAAGCGAUUCCCACAUGAUGACUAUGAUUACAUGGCUUCCGGGAGCAGUAGAUACAGCCCCUCAGGCCAUUAUCCUUCCUCCUAUUAUGUUCACGACUCACCAGUAUCUCAGACAAGGAUUAGAAGAUAUGCUGAAGAAAGACCCGCUGUUGUAAGAUACCCAGAGCCAAGAGCACGACAAGAAGAAAUGGCUAGCAUCAGAAGAUACCCAGAACCAAUAUUAACACAUGAAUCAAGACACAACACUGGAAAGCAUCUAGAUCGAAGAUACAUACAGGAACAGAGUUCAAGUUUUGAUAGAUCUGCCGAAGAAGCUGUUUUGUCUAGGGAAAGAAGAUUUGUGCCUGCUGCAGGGUACAACACAGACGUAGGCCCAGAAUUCUGCUCCAGGUCCUCUGCUGAAUAUUCUGCUGAACGGCAACAAGUAAGGUUUGAUCCCUUCACAGGGGAGCCUUACAAGUUUGAUCCCUUCACCGGGGAGCCCAUCAGAUCAGAACCAAACCAGCGGCGGUCAGGAAGCUUGUACUGAUCGGAUCCAUUGAAGCGGCGCUGGAAAUGGCAGAUAAGAUCAUGUUGUCAUCUUGGCACUUAAUGUAGGAGGAAUGUUUUGUGGCGAUGUCACUUAAUGUAGGAGGAAUGGUUGGUACUUGAUAAAACAUCCAAGAAUACAAUGCUUAGUCUUUGAUUCCUGACAAAAUUCGAGAACAUGAACUGGGGAAAACAUGCUUUUGUUUGCACUAUCUUAUGAUAAAUAAAGUAGUUGUGCCAGUGUGAAACUGCAAAAAUGCUACGUA
This is a messenger RNA of Phragmites australis (common reed), 2330 nucleotides long. Its product is annotated as polyadenylate-binding protein 7-like. NCBI's taxonomy places the organism in Eukaryota, Viridiplantae, Streptophyta, Magnoliopsida, Poales, Poaceae. The transcript is spliced from 17 exons. Gene Ontology annotation, molecular function: mRNA binding. The record is from RefSeq and is a predicted model, not a curated record. Gene Ontology annotation, cellular component: nucleus. The coding region runs from base 239 to 2065 and encodes 608 amino acids.